AUGGUGGACAAUGGUGUGGCUACUGGAGAAAUAAAUGAGAUUGAGGAAGCCCGUGACUUGACUCUGGAGCCCGAGCCAUACUCGACGCCCGAGGCAGCACAGGCACCAGAGACAGAUUAUGACCUUGAGGUACAAGAGCCAGAGCAGGUUCCUGAAGCAACUGAAGCUAUUCCGGAAGGCACAUGGUGUUCUUGGGGUAUUUCGAAAGAAGCAAACAAGAAGAAGAAAGUCCAGACAGCCUCUGUUUAUCCGUACGAGCGGCUAUGGGAACAAUUUAGUGCCUUAAGUUUUGCUGGCGAGUUAUCGUCAGUCUCUCCUCAUCCUGAUCUUCUCUUUCAUGCUAAGCUAUACGUUUUAGCUACAAAUCUCCUUAUUUCGCCAUUACGUCAACAAUGUCUAAAGUCUCUUCACGGAGAUCUCUGUGACUACUCACUGAACAGGGAAAAUUCGUCCCUCAUUCUGACUCUUCUCAAGCUCACCUACGAGCAUACUGGGAGACAUGAACCCGGAGGACGGUCCCCACUGCGAAGCUUGGUUAUCCAGUAA
Messenger RNA from Aspergillus tanneri, 546 nucleotides. RefSeq lists its product as uncharacterized. The record is from RefSeq and is a predicted model, not a curated record. The transcript has a single exon. NCBI's taxonomy places the organism in Eukaryota, Fungi, Ascomycota, Eurotiomycetes, Eurotiales, Aspergillaceae. The coding region runs from base 1 to 546 and encodes 181 amino acids.